GUGAACCGUGGAGCGCGGGUCUGACACGGAUUACCUGGAUACUGGAAGUCUGGGUGGGCAUCAGAAAGGCAGCGCUUCUCUUCAUUUAUUUAUUAAGUUCUCUUCUUUUUAAUGGAAUCACUUCCCACAACAUCCACUAUGGCAAGCCGGCUUCUUUACACUCUGUAUUUAUUUCUGAUCCUGGAGUUUUGCUGCUGUAAAAUCGUAUUUGAGGAUUUUGGUGAAGCCGUGCGUCAAAGUGUAGAUGUCCCGCCGGCUGUGGAGCCGCGCGUCUUUGCGCACGAAAGCGCAAACCGGGACAUGGUCUCCAUCAACAUGUUCAAAGUGUACGAGAAGUACAGUAAAGAGCCGCAGAGCCAGAGGGAUGGAAACACCGUGAGGAGCUUUAAAGCUGUCCCGAGAGUCUUGCACGGCAAAGAUGUGUUCCAGUUCAACCUGUCCUCCAUCCAAGAAUCAGAACUCAUCCUCUCUGCCUCUUUUCAUUUCCUCCACAAGCGUCCCCGCCAGCAACAGCGACCGUGGCGUUUUCGAAGGCCUCGCCACUCUUCUGGUGUCCACCAGCAUCCUUAUCCUCCCUCCCCGCUGCUCCUCUUCCACAGCUCAUCCUCAAACUCUUUUCCAACACCUCUGGGGAACAUAACUCUUGCUCCUUUCAAGAAAGGUUCCUGGCAAACAAGGGAUAUAACAGCGGUGGUGAAACACACCAGGGAUGUCAAAGAGCUUGUGGUUACAGUUGAGUUUGAUAUGGGAUCCGGGGUGGCUCGGGGGCACAGCCAAGACCGCCUUUCCCCAGCCAACCUGCCGUACAUCUUGGUCUACGCUGAUGAUCGAGCCAUAGAUGAGCCAAACAGCGUGGCAAUGUCACUCCAGCGGUACGGGCCCUUCCCUGUAGCAGAGGACCCUUCAGCUUCAGCCUCAAGGAUCCGGAGGGAGCUUCAUCUCCAGAUUCAAACCAACGACAUCCCAGAGGUCCAGUACAACACCCUGAAGAACCAUGAACUGUGGCAGAACACGUAUUUUCCAGCAAAGGCCAAAGCAGUAGUGAAACCGGGAAGGAAGCAGGGUCAGGAGAGCAGUGAGGGCUUAGGGAAGCCUCAGGUACUGAGCUUCGAUGAGAGGACGAUGAAAAAGGCGCGGAGGAGACAGUGGAGCGAGCCCAGGGUUUGUUCCAGACGCUACCUCAAGGUUGACUUCGCUGAUAUCGGUUGGAGUGAGUGGGUUCUGGCGCCUAAGUCUUUUGAUGCAUACUACUGCGCCGGGGCCUGUGGAUUCCCCAUCCCUAAAGUGGUGCAUCCGUCCAAUCAUGCCACCAUCCAGAGCAUCGUCAGAGCGGUGGGAAUUGUGCCCGGUGUCCCCGAGCCAUGCUGCGUCCCAGAGAAGAUGAGUCCCCUCAGCGUUCUUUUCCUGGAUACAAACAGGAAUAUGGUGCUGAAGGUUUACCCCGGCAUGUCUGUGGAUACAUGUGCAUGUCGGUAGGGCCGGAGCAGCUGGACAUGCGAUCAAUGAAGAUCAUGAGGGGACAUAGAUGUAGACCAAGAAUUUCCACUUGGAGGAGGACAGCAGUGAUGAGGACGGCUGAGGAUAUGACAGGCAGGCUCUUGAGUCUUGAGUCUCAGUUUGAGAACUCUUUUUCUAAAUGUCAUGGUCAGACGUUCACGCAAUUUUUUCCUCGAAUCUAACAAUUUCCAUAGAUAAGUCUUAAUUAUUUUUCUCUUCGAAAGCAGUUUUAAGAAGUGCACUUAAUAAAAGCCUGUGUGUGUAAUGUAUUGACCUGAUGGAUGCUGCAGUCAAGACAAAACUCCUGCAGGUAGAUAUUCAUCUCUGUUGAUCCUUCUGAAACCUUUAUAGUACUUUUUCACUUUUAUAAAGUGAUCUUGCCUGUUUUGAUAUUAGACAAGUGUUGAUUUUCUCUGGACUUGUUUUGGAAUCUUUUCAAACUUGACAAAGUCUCCAAAACCUUCUGACAUCAGUGUCUUCUGCUGCCUGGCGAUCCUUGGGAUUCAAUGAACUGCACACAGACUCUGGAGUGUCUGAGGGACACAGCAUGGCAGAACAUUUACCUCCUACCAAAUUAAUCAACCCUUGUCAUGUAAAUACUGUAGUAACUAAUGCAAACUACUUAUUCUUAAGUGAUGUGUCUCACAGAGUGACACAUUGUUGCCACUGAACACCUCCCAUAUAUUAGCAAGCAGUGUUUAUCAUGCAUGAGAGUUCAUAUCUUACUAUUUAAGUCAGCGUUUAACAAACCUCUCCUCGAAUGCCACUUGUGUUGCAUGUUUUGGAUCUCUGUUGCUUCAAACACAGCUGAAUCAAAUGACCAAUUCGUUAUGAACUCCCGAAGCUGCUUGAUAACGAGCUGAUCAUGUAAUUCAGCUGUGUUGCGGCAGGGAGACAUCUAAAACAUGCAGGAUAUGUGAUACUUGAGGAGAGGCUUGGGAAACACUAGUUUAAGCUAUACUUUAAUAGUUGUUUGUUUAUAUCUUGUAUAUAACAAGUGUAUUUUGACACCUACUGAGGAGCAUUGUGUAGAUUCUAUUAUGUUACAGCACAGAGGAAAAACAGUGCGUUGCUGCCACCUGCUGUGCAUUUUGGGGAAGUUGAGAGGACUAAAACGGUUCUGUUAAUCAAAGAUACAAUAUGUACAGUGUGUAAUAGCAGUAGAUUUCCAUGGUACGUGAACGGGAUAAAUGUAUCCAACCUUAUAACUGUAUGGAUAAAAGUGUAUUUGAAUAGUCAUGUAAAAUGUGCUUUAACAAGUCAUAAACAUAAUGUACGCCCGGUAAGGAAAUAAACUGAAUUGUACAUACA
Messenger RNA from Plectropomus leopardus (leopard coralgrouper), 2808 nucleotides. RefSeq names its product growth differentiation factor 10b (gene gdf10b). Lineage: Eukaryota; Metazoa; Chordata; Actinopteri; Perciformes; Serranidae. Gene Ontology annotation, cellular component: extracellular region. The record is from RefSeq and is a predicted model, not a curated record. Gene Ontology annotation, molecular function: cytokine activity; growth factor activity. Gene Ontology annotation, biological process: positive regulation of osteoblast differentiation.